AUGACCUUGGUGGUCCUGGUGCUUCUGCUAUGUGAGGGCCUCAGGCACCCAGACUGCAAACUGCAGGCCCUCUGGCUGGACAGCUGUGGCCUCACAGCCAAAGCAGGUGAGGACCUUUCUUCCAUUCUGGGAACCAACCAGACCCUGAGUGAGCUUUAUGUGACCAACAAUGCUCUGGAGGACACAGUAUGCGCCCGGCACUUCUCGUUGCCCGAGCUCUUACCAGGCCCUGUGUACCUCUACUACGAGCUGUCCAACUUCUACCAGAACAACUGGCGCUACGGAGUGUCCCGCGACGACGUGCAGCUCAGCGGCCUGGCCAGCGCGCUGCGCCACCCCGCCAACGAGUGCGCCCCCUACCAGCUCAGCGUCACCGGCCUGCCCGUCGCGCCCUGUGGCGCCAUCGCCAACAGCCUCUUCAACGACUCCUUCACUCUGUGGUACCAGCGCAGGCCCGGAGAACGCUACGUCGAGGUGCCUCUCGACCGCACCGCCAUCGCCUGGUGGACCGACUACCACGUCAAGUUCCGCAACCCGCCCCUGGUGAACGGCAGCCUGAAGCUGGCCUUCAGCGGCACGGCGCCACCGCCCAACUGGCACCGACCGGUUUACAAGCUCAGUCCAGAUCCCAACCAGGACUUCCUGGUGUGGAUGCGCACAGCGGCGCUGCCCACCUUCCGCAAGCUGUGCAACUACUCGGCCCGCCUGCCCCGGGGUGCCUAUUUUGUGAACAUCACCUACAACUACCCGGUGCGCGCCUUCGGCGGCCACAAGCUCAUCAUCUUUAGCAACAUCUCAUGGAUGGGUGGCAAGAACCCUUUCCUGGGCAUCGCCUACCUGGUCGUCGGCUCCCUCUGCAUCCUCGUGGGCUUUGUCAUGCUGGUCGUCUACAUUCGCUACCAGGACCAGGAUGACGAUGACAACGAUGACGAGUGA
Cricetulus griseus (Chinese hamster) is the source of this 936-nucleotide messenger RNA. Lineage: Eukaryota; Metazoa; Chordata; Mammalia; Rodentia; Cricetidae. The record is from RefSeq and is a predicted model, not a curated record.